AUUGUCUCAUAGUGGAUGACUGUAGCGGAUGACUGUAGCUUUCAGAGCAUCAUACUCACUCGUGUGCAUUUUUCAAUCCAGGCGGAGUCUGAAGUGGCUUCCUUGAAUAGACGUAUCCAUUUGGUUGAAGAAGAGUUGGAUUGUGCUCAAGAGCGUUUGACUGCUGCCUUGCAGAAAUUAGAGGAGGCUGAAAAAUCAGCAGAUGAGAGUGAACGAGGGAUGAAAGUUGUGGAGUGCAAAGUCUUAAAGGCUGAGGAGAAAAUAGAAAUACAAGAUAUGCAGCUGAAGGAAGCUAAACAUGUUGCAGAGGAGGCAGAUCGCAAAUAUGAAGAGGUGGCACGAAAGCUCGUUGUUCUUGAAUGUGAUCAGGAGCGAACUGAGGAGCGGGCAAGGGUGUCAGAAAGUAAAUGUGCUGAGAUUGAAGAAGAAUUGAGAAAUGUCACCAACAGCCUGAAGUCUUUGGAAGCACAAACUGAAAAGUAUGCUUCAAAAGAAGAUAAAUAUGAAGAAGAAAUCAGGCUGCUAACAGAUAAGCUAAAAGAGGCAGAAACUAGAGCUGAGUUUGCUGAAAGAUCUGUAAUAAAACUGGAGAAGACAGUUGAUGAUUUGGAAGAGAAACUGGCCCGAGCAAAAGAAGAGAAUGUGGGCAUUCAUCAGGUGCUUGAGCAGACUCUAGUGGAUCUGAGCCACUUAUAAUAAUUCUAACUGGGGGAAAAAUAAAGCUUUACAUGCCACAAGUGCCCAUGGUACAACGUCUUCUGUGUAAACACUGCAAACCACCAGCCAAGGUGUGAAACACAACAUGGGGUUUAGAACAACAAAUUAAUAUAGGCUCAACAUUUGUAUUGAAUCCAAUAAAUUUCAUGGGGGAAGUCUUUUGUUCAAAACUUUAACUGCAGCGUUGGAACAUUUUUAUUUUCUUUUUGACUGCUCUGCCCUUUCCAUUACAGUGAACUGGGCAGACCUUGACAUAUAUGCCAUAAACAUGAUAGCUGUUAUAACUGUGUAUUUGCUUUUCCUUCCUGUUCUCUAUUUCAUGGCCUUCCAUUCUUGGCAAGCUUUGAUUUUUGAGUAGGUUUUAAAGCAAAGUAUGUUGAUAUGAAGAGCUCUUGCUAAAAGUGUAUUGAGACCUCUGACUUGAUGCUGGAUAACAUUAUGUAAAAUUAAUAAAGAAUGCACACCACUUUUCCUCUGCCACCCCUGGAGUUUUAUUCUGCUGUAGUUUAAAAGUCUGUGGCUUUUGGUUAGUGAGUUGAAAGUGGUUUGUCUCAAUUUGAAACACAAAUUCAAAGCUUGUAAGGAUGUUGCAAAGGCCUGAUUUCUGACAUGGGGACCACACUGGCAAUUGUUGACAGACAUUGCUAUUGUGUCAUGCUGACCCAAGGUUGCUAUUUGUAGCAUACAAUAGAAAAUCACUAGAUAUGUCUCCUGAGAUAUUGCGUUUUGAUAAAUCAUUGGAGAUGCCACCAUGACAUUGUAAACCUUUUAUACCCUUAAUAUAUGGGCUUGUGAAAAUAUGUACAUUUUUUUGUCACAGAUUUUAAAGGUCUUGAGCACAGACUGGGAGUUUUAACAAGCAUUUACCCUUCUGUGAUGUAACUGUUCCUUCUCCCUAUGAAUGUCCUUGGAAUUCAACUUUAUCCUAUGCAAUUAUCUGUGUAAGCUCUUUAUUUGUACGGUUUAUUAAACUUUGGAAUAAAAUUACCUUGUGUGGUGUUUUUAAAAUCGCA
Rhincodon typus (whale shark) is the source of this 1730-nucleotide messenger RNA. RefSeq names its product tropomyosin alpha-4 chain-like. Bases 16 to 696 code for a protein of 226 amino acids. Lineage: Eukaryota; Metazoa; Chordata; Chondrichthyes; Orectolobiformes; Rhincodontidae. The transcript has 7 exons. Gene Ontology annotation, molecular function: actin filament binding. Gene Ontology annotation, cellular component: actin filament. Gene Ontology annotation, biological process: actin filament organization; cardiac muscle contraction. The record is from RefSeq and is a predicted model, not a curated record.